AUGCAUAUCAUGAGUGAUGGGAUCGAAAACCGAGAUGCGCUUACGCAAGAGGAUCAUCAGGUCGCCUACGUUUUCGACCUCGAGGACGAGGAUGUGGCUCAGCAAGAACGGCCGACCAAGCGGCGGAAGAUAUCGAAGCAGACGAAGAGAAAGUCCGAUGCAACCGAAAUAGCCCCGUUGUUUGUGCCACUUCUCAACGGCACGGAGAAGUUGGAGUGUGCGCGUCUGCGGCAGCGGCUCUUCGCCGAAAGUUGGGCCGUCGUAGACGAGCGCAUACAGGGAAUACUGCGAGAUGCCAACUCGGCCACGCUGGAUCAGGUUUCAAGCUUUGUGGCUGCCGCAAAGUCAACGUGCAUGGAUCAAAUUCCAGCCGCCUUUAUCAUCACCGGACCAAAUAUUGCGUCCCAGGACCUGCUAUUUGAACAGCUGUCAGAGACGCUGCAGCGUUUGUCUGCCAGUAGGAUCGUGCGCCUUCGAUCCUCGGAGGCCAUGACGUUGAAAGCAGCUCUUAAACGGACGAUUCGAGAUGCCACGGCUUCCAAAGAUGUGGCUGUGGAUGUGGUUGACGAUGAAGAUGAGGGCGUGAGAGUUGAUUCUGGCCUUGAGGUCCGUAAGCUCCCCGCACAAAUGAGCCCUUUGACUGACCCGCCGCAGGGUCGGCGGUAUCUCGACUAUGACCUUGAAGCGCUCGAGGCGUCUCUCGGGACACAAGCGUGUGAACACGUAUUUGUCGCCUUUCAAGAUAGCGAAGGAUUCGAUAGCGGGCUCAUUUCUGACCUCAUUGCUCUUUUCCACUCAUGGCGUCCUCGCAUCCCUUUCACGCUGCUCUUUGGCAUCGCCACCUCGGUGGAGCUUCUUCAGGCCCGUCUGCUCAAAUCAGCCUGCCGCCUACUCUACGGCGGUCAGUUCGAUUGCGUUCAGACGGGAACGAUCUUGGAAACGGUCUUCAGAGGCGCCGUCGCCGCCUGCGACGUGCCACUGCGGCUGGGAGCGCCGCUGCUCCGGAGCAUGCUGGAUCGGCAGCAUGACCACAUCGCCGGCAUCCAGGCCUUCAUCAGCUCACUCAAAUACGCGUACAUGUGCCAUUUUUACGCCAAUCCGUUGAGCCUGACCAUUUACCCUGAUGCGUGGAAAGGAGACCUUGUUCAGCCGCAGCUCAUCGAAUCGCUUCGAAACGUGCCCUCAUUCCGAAGUCACGUGGAGGCGGCCGUCGAGCUCGGUGACGAGAGCUCCCUCGCUCACGCAAAGUCGCUCAUUGAAGACGACGACUACCUUCUCGCCAAAGUGCGAGACGGUGGGAAAGAACGACAACGGUGGUUUGGAAGCGCUUUGAGGUUUCUACUUAUUCUCGAGGCCGCCGGCGCGCAGCAUGGCGCGUUCUCGAGGGCCUAUGUCAGUGUCAUGGCGAAGGGUGUCCAGAUAUCGGAGCAGUCCGAAAUCGUCGGCUGCAUCCGGCGGAUGGGUGCCGAGGAGCUCGCAGCUUUCAUAGCACGCGUCGCGAGCCUGCUGAGGGAAGGCGAGGCGAGCCUCCAUCUUGACGCGUCCGAGGAAGAAGGCGACAUCGAGCUCCAGGCCGCUCUCGAAUCACGGCUCGUUGGGCUCGAGAAACUCAGAGCGACGGCGGAGAGGGAAGGUUUCGCUCUGAGGAGCAAGUACAACGGGCAGAGCAAGGUGAUGCGCACGACGGUCAUCGCCCAGCGGGUCCAGCUGAGCCAGGACUCGGCCGCCCUGCGCGACGAGGACAAGAAGUUGACGGAGAUUGUGGACGAAGUGACGGAGAUGCUCGCGACGCACUUUUCACGGCCGCACGCCAGCGACGUGCUUUUCUCCGAGUCCUGGCUCUACGACUCCAGGACGGUGGGGCGCGAAGUCUUUGUGCCCCGACCAAGGGCCGUCUUCGAGCGCUGCCUCGGCCGGCCGCACGACUACCUGGCCUGCACAUGCUGCAAGGCGGACGAGGGUGGCCUCCAGCCGACGCUUCCGGCGACGUCGAUCCUCUACCAGCUGUACCUCGAGACAGGGAGCCUGAUCAACGCGUCGGACCUGUGGUCGGCAUUCCACGCGCUCGUGAGCGGCCGCAAAGCCGACGACGAUGGGGAGGACGGCGACGAGGGCAGGACGCUCGUCGCCUUCUACCGCGGCCUUGCCGAGCUCCGGGCGCUGGGAUUUGUCAGGGCGAGCCGGAAGAAGGUUGACCACAUGGCCAAGGUGAGGUGGCUCUGA
Messenger RNA from Drechmeria coniospora, 2223 nucleotides. RefSeq names its product origin recognition complex subunit. Bases 1 to 2223 code for a protein of 740 amino acids. Gene Ontology annotation, biological process: DNA replication; DNA replication initiation. Lineage: Eukaryota; Fungi; Ascomycota; Sordariomycetes; Hypocreales; Ophiocordycipitaceae. The transcript is spliced from 6 exons. The record is from RefSeq and is a predicted model, not a curated record. Gene Ontology annotation, molecular function: DNA replication origin binding. Gene Ontology annotation, cellular component: nuclear origin of replication recognition complex; nuclear pre-replicative complex; DNA replication preinitiation complex.